Thermothielavioides terrestris NRRL 8126 is the source of this 2454-nucleotide messenger RNA. RefSeq lists its product as uncharacterized. NCBI's taxonomy places the organism in Eukaryota, Fungi, Ascomycota, Sordariomycetes, Sordariales, Chaetomiaceae. The transcript has 4 exons. The record is from RefSeq and is a predicted model, not a curated record. The coding region runs from base 1 to 2454 and encodes 817 amino acids.
AUGCCACAAACCAGAUGCCAGUUCAAUCGGCUGGCGAGGAACCUCACAGCCCGCUGCCCCCUGCAACACACCCUCCGGUCGGCCACCCCCAUUCUCGGCCCCACCGGCGGCCCUUCUCCCGCACAGCCGACGGACGGCAGGACGCAGACGAGGCGUCUUGCGGUGUCGGGAGUCUCUCUCCACGCACAGCCAGGCAAGGAAGCCAUGCAGAAUGCCAGGAAACUGUCCGCGGUCGUCGUCCAGCAAGGCCCGCUUGAUCCCAGUCAGUGCCUGCACAGCUGCAAGGGACAGUUCUUACAGAGCGUGCUCAAGGGUUGGGGAGACCACUCGGGCUGGGUUGAAGGCUGCAAGUAUCUCAACACCAGCUUGCCGGUGCGGAAGUUCUGGUCGCUCUACUGGUGCGACUCGACGUUUUGCGGCGUUGGGAUCAACCAGACCGGCGGUCUCGGACAAGACCCAACCGUCGACUUGAUCAUCAACACUUGCCAGAACAUUGGGUUCCAUUCGAUAAUUGACCCCGGGCCGCCGCCGGCAAACUUCAAAUGCAGCACCGAAGUCAACACACCGGGCAUCUGCUCGGCUACCGUGGGACAAGUUUCGCAAACGACGGCACAGACACAGCGUCCGACUCCCAUCGGCUCUACAUCUACGGUUAUUACGACGACGUCGGCAACGCCGAAGCCAUCCGUGGCAACAUCCGAAUCUCGCGCCGUAGCUCCAGGGGCCACCGGGACUCCAGCAGCAGGCGCAUCGACAACGUCCGGGAGCGGCAUGACUGGACAGGGCAAGGCGGCAACUGCAAUCUGCUCUGCCCUGGCGCUGAUUCUGCUGAUCACAUUCGCUCUCGUCUGGCUCCGCCGGCGCAAGAGACGCGCUCUGCGCUCACGACAUGGCGUCUCGCACAUCCCGCCGGCCAGUUCACCCACCCCCUUGAUCUCCCCCACCAGCUCUGGCAUGGGCACAGGCGCAAUCGUUCCUCCCCUCCGCCUGCGCGACCGCAAAUUCCUGCCCUCCAUCCUCCGCCCCGGCAGCCGCUCCCCGUCCCCACCCCUGACACCCCUGACACCCGCUUACAGCCCGCCGCCCGGCCACGGACCCAGCGGCGCCGUCUUUCCCGCAUCGCCCAUCUGCUCGCCGACGACCAACAAACUUGUGCCGCGCCACGAACGCGCCGUAACACCCCGCGGAGCCUAUCUGCCUUCUAGCCCGCUGGCGCCCCUCUCCCCGCACGCUCUCUCCCCUCAGGGAUCCACCUUCUCCCUGCCGGUCCCCGUGCCUGGCUCCUGGCCCGUUGAUCCCACGACCGUCAACCGUGCAAGCAGCUGCUACACGGCCACCGCCCCGGGAAGUCCAGCGGGGACUUCGACCGCGCACUCGUCCCUGCGGCACGAGAUCCCCAUCGGCGUCGGCGCGGGCGUCGGCCUUGGCACUCCCUUCUUUGCCAGCCCACCACCACCUUCAUCAGCAACACCACCACCAGCAGCCCUAAAAGCAGACAGUGCUCCCACCGGCCUCGCCGGCCCCGCCGUCCGCAUCAGCAGCACCACCACCGCUAGUACCACCAAGAGCAGCAGCAGCCACAGCAGCAAUAACACCGCCUCGCCCCAGGCACCCCCACCCCCUCCCCCCGCCUCCCUCGCCUCCUCCUCCAUGCUGCCCCCGCCGACCUACCACUCCUACCCGUCCUCGUACCAGUACCACACAGGCUACUCGCUGCCGCAGGCAGACCCACCCUACCCCAACCCCAACCCGCAGCAGCAGCACGCACCCCCCACCCGCCCGCCGCGCCCGCACGAGAGCAUGCUGGAGAUUCCGGACCUUGUCACGCCGGCGCCGGCGCCGGCGCCGUCGCCCGUGGUAUCGUCCACUUCCUUGACAGAGACAGUGACGGGGAAGGGGACGGGGACGGGGAAGCCCGGCCGAGCGGGCCCCGGGGUCGGGGUCGGCACGCCGCCGCCGCUGAGUCCGCCGCCGACUAAGGCGCUGCCAAGUCCGCCGCCGCCGCAGCCGCCGACGCCGCGGCGGGGUUCGGGGGGGUCGGCCUCGGCUGGGCUGGGGUCGAAAGGGGUGGUGAGGAAGGGGAAGGGGGAGAGGGGCGCGAGUGUAGGUGAGCGGAGCGCGGAGAGAGAGGUGGGGAGUGAAGGGGGGUUUGGGAAGGAGCCGGCGGUGCUGGAAGGAGCGCGCGAUGCGAGAGGGAGCUGGGGAAGUUGGAGUGGGGCGGGGACGGGCACUGGUGGUGGUGGUGCCGCGGGGGGUGGUCAGUACGAUGUUGUGGAUGCCGGGGUGGGAGGUAAAACUGGGGAACGGGAAACUGGUGAGGGUGGAGAGCAGAUGAGUCCCAGAACGAGCCAGAGCAGCGGCAUCGCCAGCGUGACGGCGCCUGCAGGGGCGGGCGCGUCUGCGGUGUCGGGAAUGUCCAGCGUUGGCGAUGACAGGCAUGAGGGGAGAGUAUAA